Molecule: messenger RNA, 905 nt
Organism: Eupeodes corollae
Lineage: Eukaryota; Metazoa; Arthropoda; Insecta; Diptera; Syrphidae
Product: transmembrane protein 199
Exons: 3
Coding region: 26-847 (273 amino acids)
Biological process (GO): vacuolar proton-transporting V-type ATPase complex assembly
Cellular component (GO): endomembrane system
Source: RefSeq, a predicted model, not a curated record
ACCAAUAAAAUAAAGAGGAACGCACAUGACUGACGACAGCAGACAGCUGAUUUUAGAUUUCAGUUUGACAAAAGGGUUUGUUUUUCUUCACGUGAUAAACAAAUAUCAGAUCGUCAACACUAUCCGAAAAAUCAUGCCUGUAGAAACCAUAAAAUGUGCAAAAGUGAAAAUAGUACCAACAUUGGAGCUGGUCGAGUUUAUCAAACUAAACGCAAACGAUAUUGAAGAUUUGCCUGAAUCAUUAAAGUCACUUUGUUUAACAAGUAAAAAUUCAAAAUCUACAACUAAGCCAAACGAUAAAAUAGAAGAAUUAGAAGAGGAUGAAGAAACCGAUAAAAACAGAAUAUCCCUAAGUCUAUAUGAUUUUUAUUGCUUGAAGAAAAUAUUAAAUGAAUUAAGAGCAAGUGAGAAAACAAACCGUUAUGCAUAUGAAUUUUUGGAAAAUUGUGAAGUAAUUUUACCUGAAAAUGAAAUUAUACCACGAAACCAAUCAUUAGAAGAUAGAUGCGAAAAGUUGAGGGCAGCGCAAGCGAAUACAGCGUAUAUGAAUAUAACAAAAAAUGUUGAUCUUACUAUCAAACAAAGGCAUGAGGAUUCAUUUGCUUUUCAGUUGAAGGAGGUCAAUCGACAAGUUAUAGCAGUGCUGCAAUUUGUUUGUUCUGUUAUAGCAGGUUUCGUAUUUGGAUUUUUGGGGAUCGAGUUAAUUGUAGGAAACCUGGAUUUUGGAUUCCGCUUACUACUUGGAAUAAUGUGUGCACUUAUUAUUGCACUGGCUGAGAUUUAUUUUUUGGCUAAAAAAUUAAAUGAAUGUGAUGAAAUGUUUUCAAAAAAAGUUAAACGAGACUAAUAAAUAUCCACUGGCAUUUUAAAUAAAAAUGGAAUUGCAAAAUUUAUUUUAUUAUUAA